This is a messenger RNA of Staurois parvus, 1725 nucleotides long. Lineage: Eukaryota; Metazoa; Chordata; Amphibia; Anura; Ranidae. The record is from the annotation of a GenBank genome assembly.
AUGGAGUCCAUCCUGGCUGCGCUGGCUCCUUACGUGUCUCUGGCGGUGAGCAACAUCCGGCUGAUCAAAGACAAGCAGACCCAACAGAACCGAGGAUUCGCCUUCGUUCAGCUGCCAUCCGCAUUGGAAGCCUCGCAGCUGCUGCAGAUUCUCCAGACUCUUCAGCCGCCUCUCAAAAUCGAUGGGGAAGACGAUCGGUGUGGAUUUUGCAAAAAGCGCCAGGAAGGAUCUUGUUCUGCCAGAUGGAAACCGGGUCAGCGCAUUCUCUGUAGCAAGCACAGCCAUUGCCGCCGCUCAGUGGUCAUCCACUCAGCCUCAGCAAAGUGGGGAGGGGGCAGAGUUUGGCUAUGGUCAGCAAGGACAAGAAGGAUUCUCUCAAUAUGGACAAGAUUAUCAACAAUAUUACCAGUCUCAGGCCGGAGGAGCUGAACAAGGAGCAGCAACAACAGAGGGAGCUCCCGCCACCACUACCACCAGUGCAGCUGUCGUAUGUCAGAGCCCCCAGCUCUACCCAGCACCCUAGAUCUCCGACACAGUCCAGCACCAGUGCAACAAGCAGUGCUGCACCCAGUACACCAGAUGCUGCUACUCCUAAUCCCAUCAUUCCAGGCGUUAAAUACGCUGUUCCUGACACUUCCACAUACCAGUACGAUGAAUCUUCCGGCUACUACUACGACCCUCAGACUAGUCUCUACUACGACCCCAAUUCUCAGUAUUACUACAACUCCGUGACACAGCAGUACCUGUACUGGGACGGGGAGAAGCAGACCUAUCUGCCAGCCGCAGACUCUGCUGCCGGUGGAGCCGGGCCCAACAGCGCUUCCACGUCCGGCACCAAGGAGGGCAAAGAGAAGAAAGAGAAACCAAAGAGCAAGACUGCCCAGCAGAUCGCUAAAGACAUGGAGCGCUGGGCAAAGAGCUUGAACAAACAAAAGGAGAACUUCAAGAACAGCUUCCAGCCUCUAAAUGCCCGAGAUGAAGACCGCAAAGAGUCUGCAGCGGCUGACGCCGGGUUCGCUUUGUUUGAAAAGAAGCAAGGAGCCUUACUGGAGAGGCAGAUCCUCCCGGAGAUAAUGAUGAUGGUUGCCGCUGAGGAAGAGAAGCCACCUAACAGGGCCCUGGUUGCAGCUUACAGUGGUGACAGUGACAAUGAAGAGGAGAUCGAGCGGCCUCUGGCACUAAUCGAUGAGGAUAAAUUAACGGAUUGGAAGAAACUGGCCUGUUUACUGUGCCGGAGGCAAUUCCCCAACAAAGAUGCUCUCAGCAGGCACCAGCAGCUGUCAGAUCUGCACAAGCAAAACCUGGAAGUGUACCGGAGAUCCAGAUUGUCAGAACAGGAUUUGGAGGCAUUGGAGCAACGAGAACGAGAGGCGAAAUACAGAGACCGGGCGGCAGAGCGGCGGGAAAAGUAUGGUAUUCCAGAACCCCCCCGAGCCCAAACGCAGGAAGAUGUACGAUAACGCAGCUGUGAACUACGAGCAGCCAACCAAGGAUGGGAUUGACCACAGUAACAUUGGAAACAAAAUGCUGCAAGCCAUGGGCUGGAAGGAGGGCUCGGGCCUGGGCCGGAAGAGUCAGGGAAUCACAGCCCCCAUUCAGGCUCAGGUGCGGCAGAAGGGUGCCGGUCUCGGUGCCAAAGGAAGUUCCUACGGAGUCAGCACAUCGGAUUCUUACAAGGAUGCCGUCAGGAAAGCCAUGUUUGCACGGUUUACAGAGAUGGACUGA